CCGCUAUUUGACGUACAGUUUAUUUUUUAAUUAGUUUUAAGUAUAAAAUGAAUAUGUUUUGUUGUUUUGAAGGUAACUAUAGCAAAAAUUUCGUGUAAAAUAAGCAAUAAAAAUAUUUCGUUGACGCCACCACAUAUCCGCGAGUUCCGCCAAGAGAGCAACGAUUUGGCAACGAUGCCCUAACGGAGGCUGUAAUUUGGUAAAAUGGCAGCGAGUAAUCCGGAUUAUAAGAGCGCAACUUCUAUUCAUGAGUUUACGGUGAAAAACAUAAAGGGUGAAGAUGUGAAACUGGAUGUAUACAAGGGCCAUGUUUGCAUCGUAGUAAAUGUUGCAUCGCAGUGCGGUUUGACCGCUAACAAUUACAAACAACUCAACGAGCUUUACGAACAAUACGCGGAGAGCAAAGGUCUGCGUAUUUUGGCGUUCCCUUGCAACCAGUUCGCCGGUCAGGAGCCAGGAGACCCUGAGGCUAUUGUGUGCUUUGCUAAAGACCGCAAAGUCAAGUUUGAUUUAUUUGAAAAAAUCGAUGUGAAUGGUGACAAUGCUGAUCCUCUAUGGAAGUUCCUAAAGCAUAAGCAGGGAGGCACCCUGGGCAGCUUCAUCAAAUGGAACUUCACCAAGUUCAUUGUUGACAAAAAUGGCAUUCCAGUGGAGCGCCAUGGGCCAAACACUGACCCACUUGACCUUGUUAAGUCCCUGGAAAAGUACUGGUAGCUUCAACCAUUGUAAUGUAGCUAAGGGAAAAUGAUUCAUAAUAAGACUAAGAGUACAUAGCAGUGGUGGGGCAUCAAACAUAGCCCUUGGGCAAGCUGAGGAAACUUUUACCUAAAUUUUCUUUUGGACCUGGUCUGGUGAUGUGCUGUUUUGUCUCAAAUUAAACAAUCCAGUUAAUAUCGACUUCUAUGGACUCCCCACCGCUACAAGUUAAAGGUUGUUGUUUUAUGACAUGUUUUGGAUUAGUCUAUGGAGGAUUAUUUGGAUCUUACAGCAAUCAUUUCAUAAAAAUCCGAAAUCAGCAACUAAACAAAUAUGUUGUCCAUUAAGGGAUAAAACAAAAAAUAUUAACCCAACCCAGAUGAUACCUUUUUAAAUUAUUAUGGAACAGUUUAUAUUCUCUUAACUAUAUAUAUAUCUAUAUACUAUACUAUAUCGUCUAUAUCUAUGCUUCACAAUAUGUUGGUUAAAGUUGCAUAAUAACUUUUAUACUACAAUAUUUAACAGGGUCACCCCUCAAUGUUAUCAGUCAAUAUCUCACCUUGAUGCAUAUGUGUGCCUAUGCAUUGUAAACAUGUUUUGUUUUUAAAAUGAUUUAAAUAUAAAUACAAGUAUAAUUACUAUUACUUAUAAAAUAGAAUUAAGGGGCUUAUUAGCAUUUGGAUAUCUUUUUGACACUAUAGUUGUAAGAAGGCACAUACAUUUAUAUAAGAAAAAAAAAGAGCAUCACUGUGACUACACUACUUUAUCUUGAAUAUCUUGGAUUUACGAAUGUCUAUGAUUGGCUGAAUAACACCAAUGUCACUGUUUAUAAUAAUCAUUUUUUAGUGCUGUGAAAUUAUACCUAUUGUUUUCAAAAUAUAUUUUUUUGUUGA
Messenger RNA from Cydia pomonella (codling moth), 1589 nucleotides. RefSeq lists its product as uncharacterized. Lineage: Eukaryota; Metazoa; Arthropoda; Insecta; Lepidoptera; Tortricidae. The coding region runs from base 205 to 714 and encodes 169 amino acids. Gene Ontology annotation, biological process: response to oxidative stress. Gene Ontology annotation, molecular function: glutathione peroxidase activity. The record is from RefSeq and is a predicted model, not a curated record. The transcript is spliced from 4 exons.